Messenger RNA from Radiomyces spectabilis, 1844 nucleotides. RefSeq lists its product as uncharacterized. Bases 120 to 1730 code for a protein of 536 amino acids. The record is from RefSeq and is a predicted model, not a curated record. NCBI's taxonomy places the organism in Eukaryota, Fungi, Mucoromycota, Mucoromycetes, Mucorales, Radiomycetaceae. The transcript has 7 exons.
CAAUUCUUUUAUGCACUUGAGUCACUUGUAAUUUCCUAUUACUCUGUGUGAAGUUUUUUUUUUUUUUUAUCGCCGUUCCAACUUUUCCCCUUUCAGAGCUUGCUUCACUACAGUGCUCAAUGCCAACACCGGCUCCACCUGUUCCAGCUUCCUACUAUGAGAAUUUCUUGGAAAUCUUGGCCCAAAUCGUGUCCAAGUUACUGACCGACAAGGAAACCGAAGCAGUGGUGGCAUCCCUUCGGUCUUUUCAGGACAGACUUAAACGACUAAGCAGUCAGAGUUUCAGUCGAUUACGCUUGGAAUUGUCUAUUGCCGAGAAAGAUCAUGCUCCUUUUUGCCACCAUGCAGGCAAAACAUGCAUUCAAAAUAGCUUGCGCGGUUUCAUUAAAGCCUUCAGCGUCGCCUUCACUGUAAAGUAUCUUAUUGGCAUUCUACCGGCUUUACUCACUGGCAAGCUGUUGAAAAGACCCCGGAUAUUGAAACAAAUGGCUGGACGCGAUACCAUGUGCUUUGCGCUUUUCCUCAGUACCUUCUUGAGCAGUUACAAAGCGAUAUUGUGUGCGAUGCGACGAUGGCGAAAGAAUCCCGAUCCCAGCUCGGAUAAAUUGAAUGCAUUUGUUGCGGGUUCAGUGGCGGGGAUUGCUCUGAUAUUAGACCGCGACAAACGCCGUAGACAAUCCAUUAUGCUGUACUUGCUGACACGCAGUUUCCAAUUCAGUGGAGCUUGGCUCAUGAAGCAAUGGGGACUCCAAAGGCAAACGAGACGGCGCAAAGAAUUGGCGAUAUUGAAGGAGAAAGUGGAUCGCGAAGGACAGCCAAGAGAACUUGAAGUGGGCAAGAAAUGGGAUGAUUAUCUAGCCAAGUUUAUCCAAAGAUGGGCGGGCGUUUUGGUGAUGAUGCUUGCCAAUGGUCAAAUCAUCUAUUCAUUCUUGCUCAAUUCCGAAACGCUACCACGAUCGUAUUUUACAUUCUUGCUGACUCACGCAGGGUGGAAGUCGGAUGUAGGCGGGCUGGCAGAACCGCUGGCGGACGUGAUUGGGAAUAAUAUUCGGUUCCUUUCGGAAACACGAGGAUCUAUCCGGUUACCAAAAGACACAACGUCAUAUCAAUACAUUGCAGACCAUGUUAGCCCCAACAUUGCCUCGGUGAUUCCAGCCAAACUUCGACACAAGUAUAUUAUGUGUGCUCUACAGCAUCCACUGGAAGACAGUUGCUCAAGAAGCGCGUUCCGAAGUUUCAAGCUCGAGUACCUACGUGCACUGAAGCUGUAUGUGCCCCUUAACUUGAUUAUGAUGGGUGUAUUCCGUUCUGGACAGCUUACCUCCAAUCCAAACUUGGUGUUGCGAAAAUUUGCAAUUUCGUGCUUGCGGUCAGGGUUGUUCUUGACAAUGUAUGUGACUAUGGGCUUGGGAUCGGCUUGCACGUUCCGUCGUAUAUUUGAAAAAGAACGACAUUGGAUGUACGUCCUCGUGGGUGUGGUGGGUGGCAGUAUGACACUGUUUGAAGCACGGGGUCGUCAAUUAGAACUGGGUCUUUAUUGCUUACCGAGAGCGAUGGAGGCUUUCUGGAAGACGAUGGAAAAACAAGGCCGUAUUCGUAAUGUUCGACAUGGAGAAAUCUGGUUGUUCAUGGCUUCGAUGGGUGUGCUAAUGACGCUGUAUCAAAAUGAAAAGGAUACAAUCAGCCCACACUAUCUUAGCGUCAUGACACGCUUCUUUGGUCACAACUAAACCAACCCACCACCCACAUACCUCUCUCCUACCGAUACAAUGAUUUCCUGAUGACCCAUAUUUAGCUUUAUAAUAUCUAUUAUUUAUUACUCAAAAAAAAAAAAAAAAAAAGAA